UCUUGGAAACUAAUUUACCUCUCAUACAACUACAAUUCACAGCUCCCAGGAUUCUUUGGGAGAAAUGCUUUAAAUGUAUGGCGUGACCUUUGUCAAGGCUCAAAGUGCCUACUCAGCAAUGAAGAAGCUCUGGGCAGGCUGCUCUCUUGCCUGCCUCGACUAAACAAAGUGGCUGUGAGAAUGAAAUGAGACGUCUCCAUUUAUGCUGCCUUGAACUGCAUGGAGGAAGGGCAAGUUUUGCAGGCCUGUCUUAAUACCCACAAUAUUUGCAAGGAAGAGUGAGAGAUGGGUUUCUGGUACAAAGCUUGCUGCUGCGGUUGCCAUAUGGAAGAAGAACUGGAGAAGAAUUCAUUGAUCAUUGGUGGUGCUGCAUGGAGGCUGGCAGUUCUGGAAUCCAUCUCUCCAGUGAUUUAUGCAGUGGAAAGGAAAGGAAGUCCGGAGACAGGCCUGCCUCUCUUCUGCCUGACCUUCUGCUGUCUACGUUCUGCAGGAUUCAAAGCUGAAGCAGAUGAGCUCCUUGCUGUCACUUCCAGCACCUCAUAUGAAUCCCUUCGCAAUCCUCAAGAGGCCUGCAGGCUCCACAGUGCCCUGGCUGAGCAGACAACCAUUUUGGCUGAGCAGACAACCUUUGGCCGCCAUUGUGGCGGUCCACCAGAGAGAUAUCUCUUUGUCCUUGAUAGGCUGCUUCUCCUUGAUGUGGAAGAAGAAUUCCUGUCAACUGUUCGGCACUUCUACCCUGUGGAGGAAGAAGAGUACAAUGGAUCUUCCAGCAAUGGAGGACCUAUUAUUCCUAGUCCUGUCUUGGUCACAGUGAGCAGUGAAACUCUGGAAGAGACGAAGGAGGAAGUAGAUGAAGAAUAAGCUGAAGAGAAGGAGAAAGUUAGAAAAAAGCUGAGGGAGGCACAAUGGGGUGAAACCAACUCGAUCUUUGGAUGAAGAACAAAUGCAGUUGAUGUAUUCAGACUCAUAGACUAGGUGAUAAAUACAGGCUAGGGGCUGCACUGCUGAAUCACGGAGCUGUUGGACACUCUCUUUGACUUAGAACUGAUGCUCCCCUGUCUUGUGUAACCAUUUCUCUCAUUCUUUUGUAUUAUAACCUUGAUUAAAUAAUGCCAUGGAUUAACAAACA
This is a messenger RNA of Rhineura floridana, 1129 nucleotides long. Its product is annotated as melanoregulin-like. NCBI's taxonomy places the organism in Eukaryota, Metazoa, Chordata, Lepidosauria, Squamata, Rhineuridae. The record is from RefSeq and is a predicted model, not a curated record. Gene Ontology annotation, biological process: melanosome transport. Gene Ontology annotation, cellular component: melanosome.